Messenger RNA from Prorocentrum cordatum, 1127 nucleotides. Lineage: Eukaryota; Dinophyceae; Prorocentrales; Prorocentraceae. The record is from the annotation of a GenBank genome assembly.
GCCCAGGCGAGCAGGGCCGGGGAGAGAACGCGCAGCGCCGCAUCCGCAGCGCGGAGAACCAGCACAGGCAAGUCUCCGCGGUGCCCCGGGAGGGCCCGCACCUCAACAACCAGGGGGCGAUCUGGCACCCGAACUCGGCGACGCCGCAGUUUGCGAGCGUCGCUGAGCCCGGCGCCGGGCUGGGGCCGGUGGACCCCGUCGAUGGCGAUUUGGAAGUGGCACUGGAGGUCUUCGGCGCGCAAGGCGCCGCCGCUGGUGCUGCAACCACCGCGACCGAGGACGAGCCGCCGCCGAACCUGGUGGAGUUUCCGCAGGAGAUGAAGCGGCCAGCCAGCCGGAAGAAGGACCCGUCGGCGUCGGCCGCCGUCGGCCUCGGCAACCUCAACGGCCCGACCCGCAUAAGCGACGCGUUCGCCGAGUCGCAGAAGAGGACGCGGCAGCCCAUCCCGGUGGAGAGUUGGGGCCCGCGCCCACCCUCGCGAGCCGGCGUGCCGCAGAAGUCCGCGCCGCUGGACGGCGGGCACGACGCGCACGGGGACGGCCCGAAGGACCCGGCGCUGUCCCGCAGCCGCCCCGGUGGGCCAGGGCCCGCGGCGGGCAGGCAGGCCGAGAAGGCCCAGGCCGCGCAGGCGUCCGCGCUUGGUGGGACGUGGGCCUGCGCGAGGCAGGAGCCGCUGGGCGCCGGGGAGGCCAGGCGCGGCCGCCAGUCUCGCGCCGGCGGCCCGCCUGGGCCCCACGGCCGCGCCAGCCCCGCGGGCGCCCGGCCGGGCGAGGACCACGCCGACCUCGGCGUCUUCGGGCACGGGCAGCCCCGGCCGAGCAGGCAGCCGGUCUCCAAGAGCACCAGCGGCGCGCUCGAGCCGCACCAGCUCCGCGAGCCGAAGGCGGCGGUGCAGCAGACGGCGUCGCCGCAGCCAGGGGCGUGGGCGUCGGCGCUGAGCGACAGCCCGCAGGGCGUGGGCGCGCUGGAGGUGAGCGGCUCGCACAUCGGCGAGCCGGGCACGCCGGCCACGCCCAGCGGCGGCGGCACGGCGGGGCUGUGGUGCGGCUCGCCGCCGCCCCGCGGCGCCAAGGGGCGCUACGCGCCCGGUGCUGCCGCAGAGCCCGUAUCGGUGGAGGACGUCGAG